Messenger RNA from Didymella exigua CBS 183.55, 348 nucleotides. RefSeq lists its product as uncharacterized. NCBI's taxonomy places the organism in Eukaryota, Fungi, Ascomycota, Dothideomycetes, Pleosporales, Didymellaceae. The coding region runs from base 1 to 348 and encodes 115 amino acids. The record is from RefSeq and is a predicted model, not a curated record. The transcript has a single exon.
AUGUACGGAUACUCAGAUUGCUACAGAAUGCCUCGCAGUACUUACACGGGAAGACGAGGUCGGCCUCCACGUUCCUCUAGUCUUGGCAGCCGGGAACGUCCUUUUCUGCCCUACAAGAUCUCAGAGCCUGAUAGUGAUGGUGGUCCUAGUAGGCACUUCUAUCCUUCUAGGGUGAGUAAACCUCCUAGGGCUCCUAAACCACCUCGUGGUCGCCGCCGCUACAAUAGUAGCAUGUAUAAUUCCUACGGUAGUUUUUCAGGCUACUCUGGAGGCUAUGAUAGUCUGUACGGGCGUCACGGUGGAUACUGUGGUGGAUGUUUUCAGACCACGAUACCGAUUCUUGCGUAG